AUGGCUGACAACGUGCCUACGCCGGCCUCCUCCGCGCUUGACAACUCGGAUACCAUACCUGCUCCCCACAAGCGAACUGAUGAGCCCACCCCAGGCAGAUGGGUCGCCUCUGUAAACACCCUACCAUGCAUCACUGCCGGAAAGGGUACCUUCGUGGAAUCAGACUUCCUCAAGUUUCUUCGGACUAUGGAAUCUCUCCGAGAGCCUACUCCAAGGGAUGAUGAAGAUAUUUUGAACGUGGAAGCCAUCUAUAUCCAGAUGAUUGGACAGCAGGCCGAGGAGGAAUGUAACUGCUGUCAACAAGGAGAGGGGCCAUUCUCCUACUGCGUUGUCAUCGAUACCCUCGGUUGGCCAAAGGAGUGUGCUAACUGCCACUGGGAUGGCAAUGACCAUCAAUGUUCGCACGCAAUUGAACUUGCUGAGCCGCCUCUCGUCCCUCUUGCCAUCCCCCGCCGGUCAGCACUCUCUGUCCAUGACCAAGACUUGGCUCGCCAGCGGGCGAGCGACCGUCAAGAUUUCCUUCGCGAAUUAAACACUCUACGUGACAUCACUGCUGUUCUUUGCUUUGCCGCGCGGAAUAAUGAGUAUGAAACCACUCGGGGACUGCGAUUUCCUAUCAGCUCCUCACCUGUUCCACGGGUCUGGACACAGGUUGGAGCUGGUGCCUGUAGAGGCAAUGCCAUUCACUCUACCGAGCAGCUUACACAGCGUACCCAGGAUCUCCAACGUGCACUUGAUGAUCUCAUUCGCCGGUAUAGGGAGUAA
Penicillium vulpinum is the source of this 765-nucleotide messenger RNA. RefSeq names its product DUF3716 domain-containing protein. NCBI's taxonomy places the organism in Eukaryota, Fungi, Ascomycota, Eurotiomycetes, Eurotiales, Aspergillaceae. The record is from RefSeq and is a predicted model, not a curated record. The transcript is spliced from 3 exons. The coding region runs from base 1 to 765 and encodes 254 amino acids.